This is a messenger RNA of Setaria italica (foxtail millet), 1449 nucleotides long. Its product is annotated as disease resistance protein RGA2. Gene Ontology annotation, molecular function: ADP binding. The record is from RefSeq and is a predicted model, not a curated record. NCBI's taxonomy places the organism in Eukaryota, Viridiplantae, Streptophyta, Magnoliopsida, Poales, Poaceae. Bases 1 to 1449 code for a protein of 482 amino acids. The transcript has a single exon.
AUGGAGGCAGCCAUAUCAGCUGUAGCAACUGAAAUAUUUAGCCGAAUGGUAUCGUUUCUGAUGAAGAGAUACAUGGACAAGACUGAGAUAGAUGAGAAGCUUGACAGAAUGGAGCAACUCUUAUUGAGGAUCCAUGCAGUUAUCCAUGAGGCAGAAGGGAGGUAUAUAACCAAUCCUAUUAUGCUAAAGCAACUCAAGUGUCUUGUGGAGAGCAUGUAUCGAGGGUAUCACAUUCUGGAUGUCUCAAGGUACAAACCUUUCUUUGCGAGAAUCGCUAAUGAGGAGGUGAAUAGCAUAUCUGCCCAAUCGGCCUCCCUUUCUCCAAUUCCUUUUAAGCGUUCUUGUACACUUUCUCGUACCGCUACAAGUUUUUCAGGAAGUAAUGAUUUGCAGAGUGUACUGGAAAAUUUAGAAGCUGCUAUUGCUAACAUGAAUGAGUUUGUUGUUCUGUUGGGAGGAUGUGAGCGCUGCCGCAGGCCAUAUGACACGUACCUCUAUACUGAUAACUUUAUGUUUGGUCGCCAUGUUGAGAAGCAGCAUAUCAUCAACAUCUUACUGCAAGAUCCUGGGGAACAUGGUACCCCAAUGGUCCUCCCAAUCAUUGGUGGUUUCAGAGUUGGUAAGAAGACAUUGGUUAGCCACGUGUGCAAAAAUGAACGUAUCAAAUCACACUUCUCUUCCAUUGUGUUCAUUAAUGGAGACAGCAUAUGCAGAAUGGAUGAGGAAAAGUUUCGAAAUGGGAGGAUGUUAGCUGUUGUUGAAUUUGUUACGGAUGUGGAUGAUGAUGAUUGGGAAAAGUUCUACUCAACUGCAAGACACAAAGCAAUUGACGGAAGCAAGGUGAUAAUCAUUAGCAGAAUUGAAAAUCUGGCAAGGUUUGGAACCGUAAAGACAGUGUUUCUAAAUAGUUUGACUCAUGAGGAGUACAGAUACCUCUUCAAAAUGUUAGCAUUUGGAAGCACAGAUGAAAAGGAUUACCCACACUUGGCAGCCAUAGCAAAUGAGAUAGCAAUACAAUUGGGAGGGUCGCUCAUCACUGCGAAUGUGAUUGCUGAUUUGCUGCGAAGGAACCAUGAUUUCCAGUUUUGGCUUUGUAUACUGCAGCGUUUCAAGAGAAUGGUGCAUAAAAACUUGUCAAUGUAUGGUGAGCAUCCAAAAGAUAUCCUUGAUAAUGAGCGGCCAAUAGACAUCACCACAUUUAACUCCUGCUCUUCUCUUCGUAUGAUGCCACCUCGAGUCGAAAGGGAUGGUGAUUCUUCAGAACGGAAAUUGGAUCAUGUUCCCUUUGGAGACCUGAUAACUGGAUCUAUUUAUCUACCCAACAAUCAAUUCGUGUUAGUUGCAUGGGAGUCACGGUUACCUCCAUAUACGAAGCUUGUCGCUGAUGUUACUUCUUAUGAGAAGCAUGGAUCUUCAAUCUCUCCAAAGAAGCGCCGGUCCAUCGUUUGA